AUGGGCGAGGACUCUGAGAAGCCUGGAGAAGAGAAUAGAAGAAUGCUGGAAGCAGGAGAAGUGCGCAGAAGGCAGGGAGAGGACGGCGAAGAGGAAAGAUCGCACGCCUCAAGGUAUCCGCUCGCGUGGAGUGCCUGCUCUUCGAGCAUCCGAUUAUGAUAUAGUGGAAUUCUGAUGGGCGAGGACUCUGAGAAGCCUGGAGAAGAGAAUAGAAGAAUGCUGGAAGCAGGAGAAGUGCGCAGAAGGCAGGGAGAGGACGGCGAAGAGGAAAGAUCGCACGCCUCAAGGUAUCCGCUCGCGUGGAGUGCCUGCUCUUCGAGCAUCCGAUUAUGAUAUAGUGGAAUUCUUAUGGGCGAGGACUCUGAGAAGCUUGGAGAAGAGAAUAGAACCAUGCUGCAAGCAGCAGCAGCGCGCAGAAAGCAGAGAGAGGACGGCGAAGAGGAAAGAUCGCACGCCUCAAGGUAUCCGCUCGCGUGGAGUGCCUGCUCUUCGAGCAUCCGAUUAUGAUAUAGUGGAAUUCUGAUGGGCGAGGACUCUGAGAAGCCUGGAGAAGAGAAUAGAACAAUGUUGCAAGCAGCAGCAGCGCGCAGAAAGCAGAGAGAGGACGGCGAAGAGGAAAGAUCGCACGCCUCAAGGUAUCCGCUCGCGUGGAGUGCCUGUUCUUCGAGCAUCUGAUUAUGAUAUAGUGGAAUUCUGAUGGGCGAGGACUCUGAGAAGCCUGGAGAAGAGAAUAGAACAAUGUUGCAAGCAGGAGAAGUGCGGAGAAGGCAGGGAGAGGGCGGCGAAGUGGAAAGAUCGCACGCCUCAAGGUAUCCGCUCGCGUGGAGUGCCUGCUCUUCGAGCAUCUGAUUAUGAUAUAGUGGAAUUCUGAUGGGCGAGGACUCUGAGAAGCCUGGAGAAGAGAAUAGAACCAUGCUGCAAGCAGCAGCAGCGCGCAGAAGGCAGGGAGAGGACGGCGAAGAGGAAAGAUGGCACGCCUGUGGCUCUCAUCGCUUGGAGAGACUGCUCUUUGAGCAUCCGAGGAUGGAGUCGUAA
Messenger RNA from Caenorhabditis sp. 36 PRJEB53466, 1035 nucleotides. Lineage: Eukaryota; Metazoa; Nematoda; Chromadorea; Rhabditida; Rhabditidae. The record is from the annotation of a GenBank genome assembly.